AUCACAUGACUAUGAUCACAUGAUUCUCAGAAAUAAUUUUAAGACCACGGUACGCUGCGUUGUUUGGACAUGAAUGUUAAAGAAUUAACCUCUAUUUAAAGGUUAUAACUAUGGCCACUCCGACCUGGAGUCAGAGAAUAUCUGCAUUUUUACUGAGUCCGUCUCAGUUCCUCUCCAGCAUAACUUCAGAUAGCUUCCUGGCGGAACUUCUGCACGAACUGAGAGAUGACAAAGCCAGCGAUAACACAAAGGUCCUCCUGCUGUCUCCAUUCCUGGAUCAUCCCACAAUUCUCUGCCCCACUGUUUUAGCUGGAGAGGAGACCACACUUGAAUUGAUGUCCGUUCUGGCCCAGACGCCUCAGAAAGCUGUCAGUCUUAAAUGCAGUCUGAUGUUAGCCAUAUCUACUGUCCUCAUUUGCACAACCUGCAUGGAGAGACAGCCCAAGGUGGCAGAGGAUUACCUGGACCAGCUGUUUCAGACCAUUGAGGACACCAAUGACCACAGGGGUGGCUUGUCCCUCCAGCCCAUUCGAGCCACAGCCUGCGAAUGCCUGCGGGAGAUAGAAAUAAGUUACCCAGGACUUUUGUCACAGAGACUAGAAACCCUUUAUCAAUUAAAGCAACAGGAGAUCACUGUUGUUCAUCAAGCCUAUAGCUCUCUUUACACACUGGCACUGAAGAAUGCUGUCUUCCAACUGUGUCAAAAGGAAAAAGUUGCUGAUGCAGAUAUUAAGACACUGCUAUGUGCAAAUGAGGGAUUUGGAUGGAAAGCUAUCAGUAAACCUUUACCGCCCAUCAUCGUCAGUCAAAUGGAAGAGAUCCCACAGGUUAGGACAGGUGUGGACUGUAGAGAGUUGAAAUCCAUUGUGUCUUCAUUAUUGGAAGAGUCCUACCUUUUAACUCCCAUCUCCCAGGCUGCUUUGUUCAGAGAACUUAUUGAUGUCGUUUCUAUGGUACCAGCCUUGUCCCCUGCUUUGUUCAAGUCCCAACUCUUGCGUCUAUUUGGGACAGCUCAGGUGGAGUUGGUGCAUGCCAUACUGAUGAUGAAAAGUGCAUUCACUGAUAGUCUCUUUAGUACUGAUGAUGAGAACUUCUUCCUGAAACGUCUUGUGUGUAUGGCUCAGCAUCCACUGCUCAGUGUCCCAGAGAAGCUCUUCUAUAUAGACUGCAUAAGUCACUUCCCUGAGAACAGACCUCUCUCAAGCCAGGGAGAUGAAAGCUUGCCUGUGCUGGUCACACCUCACCUUACAGUAUCUCUCCUGCCGACUGUAUUCAAUGAUAGUAGCACCAUGCUUAGUCGUCUGAAACUCAUGUGCAUGGUAUACCUGGAGGCUGAUGAAGGAGAGGAAAGCAAAGGGCUGACCUACUUGUUUGAUCAUUUGAUGGCACUCCUCAAAAUUGUUGAUAACCAUGGUCGCAGGGAAAUGGUUGUGACAUCCUUUCGUGCUGUCUUUAUUUUCCUUACUUACUUUUCGCAGAUUGUAAAACUGACGGAAGUCCUUAUUGAGAAGUUAUCAGAGCUGUAUUCAAGGCACUGUCGUCUGGCCCCAAAUUUAAUCAACUUGUGCGACAGAAUCCAGGACCACUUGGAGGAUUCUGUGUGGCCUGUUGAAUUGCUAAAAACUUUGCAGAGAUUGGUGGUGGAGAUGCCCCCAUCUCAAUUGACCCUGCAGAACUUUAGCUGGCAUCUCAAAAUCUUGAAAAGAGCAGCAAUGGAGAAAGAGAUACCCCAAAGAAGCUCCAUUCACUUCCUGCUCAAUGCCUUAUACCACUCCAGCCUCUGUGAGAGGGGAGGUUGGCAAGUAGGCAAUGCGAUUCUCGCAGUUUGCCGCAAUCUACUCCUACAUCCCUGUGUGAACCAGGCCUCUGUGUCAAUUGAGCUAGCCGAUUUGCUUCACCAAAUGACAGGUCACUAUGACGACACAGACAUUCGAGAUCACGCAAGGUUUUACUACACCUUACUGACAAAUUUGUCAUUGGAAAAGCUAUCGGGUGUGUUGGUGCAAAGUCAGGAUGGAGGUCAGACUAAAGUGAGAUCUUUGUCUGCCAUCAUGUCUGAAACAGAUGGGCUCUCCAGUCAUCUCGCUAUACACCCAACAUCAGGGCCGAUAUUACAGCUUGUGAGGUUACAGCAAGUCUGGUCACCUCCAGCAGCUUCCUACACAGAGGACACCACUACAGAGGGACAUGUCCUUCAACACUAUAGGUGUCAAUUUAGUGAUUCAGAGUUUGCCUCAGAAGUUACCCUAAAGUACAAGCUUGCUUACCUAGGUGAGACAGAACCUCUGUUUGAUAAACUUUUCUCAAUCUGUAUGAGCUUUGACUUGAAAGAUUCAAAUUAUGAAGACAUAUGUGACAUCUGUGUCCCAUGCCUGUUCAGAGACAGGAAGCCCCCUGAGGUCUGUCUUAAGCUGAAGCCAAAGCAGCCCUACCCUACAUGCUUUAAAGUCAGUGCUGUGAUCAGCACCGAAGAUGGACUCACUUGGCGAACUCAGCUUCCUGAUGUCAAAGUGUCAUUCCCAGACAUCUUUUUGCCAAUGCCUGUACCCAUGGGUUCAUCAUCCUCCUACAAGGAAGAGGUUUUUGACCGUCUUUGGGAAGAUAUCUGUGCCACAGAAGCUGAUAGGUCAGCGAUCAGCUUAUUCUGUUUUGAGGUCAAGGAGAAUUCCCUUCAAGAAAUGAACAAACAGAAUUUCCGAAACUUCCUGAUAUCCGAGCCAUCCGACAUUGGAGAAUGCAAGGUCUUGUUUUUCCUUCCGCCACAGUUUCAUGUACUAUUUAGGAUAAAUCUGACUGAGGAUGCAGUCAAAAUUGACAUAGGAACCGACAACUGGGAACUGUUGCCUUAUAUUAACUCUUACUUACUCAAAAUCACAAAGACAUGAAAAUUAGCCUCAUUAACUGCUACUGCUAGGUCUGCUAUGUGAUAGUAGUUUUUUGUAAAUAUUUAAUUUUAAACCUUUUGUUGUAAUUAAUGUCUUUAUUUGAGAGUGUUAAUAAGUGUAAUAAGUUAAUAAGCUAAUAAAUGUAAACUUGUUAUAUACUA
This is a messenger RNA of Clupea harengus (Atlantic herring), 3046 nucleotides long. RefSeq names its product adaptor related protein complex 5 subunit beta 1 (gene ap5b1). Gene Ontology annotation, cellular component: lysosomal membrane; AP-type membrane coat adaptor complex. Gene Ontology annotation, biological process: endosomal transport. NCBI's taxonomy places the organism in Eukaryota, Metazoa, Chordata, Actinopteri, Clupeiformes, Clupeidae. The record is from RefSeq and is a predicted model, not a curated record.